Messenger RNA from Ricinus communis (castor bean), 813 nucleotides. Its product is annotated as transmembrane protein 230. Bases 232 to 579 code for a protein of 115 amino acids. NCBI's taxonomy places the organism in Eukaryota, Viridiplantae, Streptophyta, Magnoliopsida, Malpighiales, Euphorbiaceae. Gene Ontology annotation, cellular component: endomembrane system. The transcript is spliced from 3 exons. The record is from RefSeq and is a predicted model, not a curated record.
AUAUAUUUCUUGGGGUCAAGCAUGCCCCUUUUGACGAUUCAGCAGUCGUUUUUGAUAGAUCACUAUUCAGGGUCCAAAUCAAUGGUGUGAUUAGAAGAAAGAAAGAUCAAACAGCGUCAUUCUAUUUAUUUAGGGUUAUAAUCUUCUUGCCCAAAUCUCGUUGCUCUGGUCUUCCUUCUCUGAAACAUUCCCUCUUCUUCCAAAGAUAUUUAGAAGUACUGCAAAAUAAAUAUGGCAGCUAGACGAAAUGUUCGUUACUCUCCACUUUCUGUUGGUGAAGAUGAUGAUUAUCAUGGUGUUAGACAUGAUAGAAGAUUUGAGUAUAAACCUGGAGCUUAUGAUAAAAUCCCUUGGAGAUCCGUUGCUCUUGCGCUUUUCUUACUUCUUCUUGGAUCCUUACUUCUCUUUCUUUCCUUCUUCAUCUUCACUGGUCAUAUGGGGGGAGAGAAGUCGCAAGCUUAUGGUCUCUUGGCGCUUGGAAUCCUUUCUUUCAUGCCAGGUUUCUAUGAAACUCGGAUAGCAUAUUAUUCAUGGAGAGGUGUGAAGGGAUAUCGAUUCGCGUCCAUUCCAGAUUACUAAGAUUUGUAACUAAAUAGUAUUUGCAUAGCUGCCACUUCUAGGUUCUGUUGUUGCCACUGAUCUUGGAAUCUGCUGUACAGAAUCAUAUGCUUCUGUAAUUUUUACUUUGUUAUAAGCUUCCGUUACCGUUAUUUCCAGCAUGAAGUGCAGGAUUGUAAGCAUUCAUCUAGGGUGAAGAAGACUUUCAUACUGUUCAUCUUUGGUUUUACUGCAAACGAUAAUUAUUUGAUUGAA